Messenger RNA from Bradysia coprophila, 3055 nucleotides. RefSeq lists its product as uncharacterized. Lineage: Eukaryota; Metazoa; Arthropoda; Insecta; Diptera; Sciaridae. The record is from RefSeq and is a predicted model, not a curated record.
GUUUCAUAGUUUUUAGUUUCGGUUCGAACUUCUAUCUUGAUGGUGUCUUUGUUGAUUUGUUUUUCGAUAAUUUACUCGAAUCGUUUUUUUUUUUGAAAGACAAAUCCGUGUCUCCCAAUUUGAUGUGAUGUGUGUAGCAUAGCUGCCUUCUGUAUAAAAAUGAAGUCCGUGCUGUUAUUAUUAUUUUGUAAUAUAAAGAAAGAAAAAAAGUUCGCUUGUAUGUACUUUGAAUGUAAGAGCAUCCACAACGUGCGUUUCAUGUUUCAGUUUCGAAAAUCUUGUUUAAAACAAGCCUUUGCAAAUUGCAACGAUCAUUACUGUUUCGAAACAUAUGACAUAAGCAAGGUCUCAACGUUUAAUUGGUUUAGGAGUCCUUUACCAUCGUUGCUCAACUCUAUGUGUGACACGCAAAAAAUCGGUCAGAUAUCAUAAGUUUUCCGGGGUUCUACACAAACUAUACUUCCGCCUCUAUUGUGAAGUGAAAUAUUGUUAUUUAAAAUAAUUCCAUAACAUCCUAUUUAAAGAAACCUCACAACCCUGUCAAUAUUUUAUCAUUUGAUACAUAUUGAUGUGAUUUAUCAGUGAGGCAAAAACAUUUACCAAAACAGUAACGCUUAAACAAACGUUUGAAACUUACAACAUGCAAUGCAUCUUACUUGACUCAUUUAAUAUUAAAAAAUUUAUAGAAAAAUGCUUAAGAUAUUACUCACGUUGAGGAUGCUCUAAUGCGAUGCAUGCGCACCAUUUUCGCAAGUAAAUAGAGAACGUUGUAAAACUUGUUGUGAUUAGAUAAGAAGUGGUUGUUGAUGUAUAUUUCAGUAGGCAACUCGACGCAAUGCAUUUUCAAAUGAAGUUUUAAAUUUUGGUAGCCUUGUUGAUUGGAAGAGAACGACAACAGUUCAAACAAGUUUUGUGAAUAAUAUUUAAAAAAAAAUAUUUGGUCUGAUACAUCUUAGACCGUAAAACUUGUGUCGUGUAUACAUGAAAUGUAUGUAGCUGUUUCAACAGCAAAAACAAUUUCAUUUAAAAAGGUUGUGAAUGAUUGUGUUUUGUGUUGAGAGCCAAAACGUGAUAUUUAAAAUGAAAUAUACUAGUGACGCAAUUCUGAUGGUUUCACACAUACUUGUUUAAGGCAAACAGAUAUACCUUUACGUGCAACACAAUUUACAUGAAGAAAUCGAUCAGCUUUGUGUUAAUCGUCUGAAAUGAUUACAACAAAGAAAUCCGGUCCGCCAGUACCGCCACGACCAAAUGCAACAUUACUAUCAAAAUCACAAAGUAAUUCAUCGAUGAGUCUGCCUCCAGGAAGAACAGUUAUAUAUAAGUCACCAUCACAUGAUAAACCUAUGAGCGCUCAUAAUCAAGCCAAUGAUACAUUACAACAUAAGGUCACUAAAACAACUUUGCCGACUAGAACUUCGUAUUCAGCCGACAACGAUUUUACACCACACGGCGAUGAUGGUAUAUACAGUAAUGGGACUGAAAUUUUUAUUGCAACCAACAAUGCAAUUAGUGUAAGCAAUGUGAACUGUAAAAAUGAACCAAAUGUGAUAUUAGAUAGUGGCAUAGACAAUAAAUUGCAUGAAGGAGAAAAUGGUAGUGAUGACAAUAGAACUGUAUGGGAAAAUUCACACAAGCUUGAUAUUGUACAAAAAUCACCAUUGGCUAGCCCACGUCAAAACGUAUCUAGUAAAAAAUUUGUAAAAUCAAACAGUGAGAAUACAAGAGAAACGAUGUCAAUGUCACACGUAAUUGUUCUCAGCGAAAAAGAUCGAGUUAUUAACAAUAAUAUUGACGAAUUAUAUUACAAAAGAGCUGUUGAUGACCUGAUAGAGAUCCGAAAUGAACAAGUAAUCGCCCUAGUGGAACGCCGUAUUCCUGACCAGUUCGGAACAAAUUCUAUCUUAGAAACCUCAGACAAUCUGGAAAAUGUGAACUGUUACGGUAGCGUUGUUGAAAAACUGUUCACCGAAAUUGCGUGUGGCGAAAAGGCCCAAGAGAAUCAGUUAAAAUUGGAACAAUACAUUCCAGUACGAACACCUAGUCCGCUCAAUGUAAACAUCAUCGAUUCAAAUUUGUUGCAAACGGCAAAACAAACUCUCCAGUCAGACGACGUCUGCGACAUUAGUGAAGAAAAAGUAACCGUAGACAAGAAAGUAACUUUCCAUGAGCAAUUGAUUUCGGAGCUCGCCGAAAUGCAUAAGGUGGAAAAGCCUAUAACGAGAUACUCCUCGAGUUGUUCCAACGAUUCUUCGCCGAAUGGUACUCAUCGGUCGAGAAUACGAACCGCAGAUUGGGUUGAAGUCGGUGAUAAUGGUAAAGCAGUCCUGCUGUCAAGUUGUCAAAUAAGCUUAGAGGAUUCCGGUAUGGAAGACGAGGAACGAUUAGAUGAAAUUUCAUCUGGAGUAGGAGAUUCGUGGGAUAGUGUAAAAGAUUGUGUAGAUGACAGAAUGUCGUUACCCGGACUACCGCCACUUCCAAAAAGUUUAAGUACUAUUGAAAAUACAGGUACCCAUCCGCACAACACUUCUAACUUUGGAUCGAUCGAAACUCAAAGAGGAGUGUCACCGGUGAGCAGGAAGACAUCCACUUUGGAUACACAACUAGCUAUACUUCGAAGAGAAAUGUUCGGCCUGCGUCAACUUGAUCUGUCUUUACUGUCACAACUAUGGGCCCUAAACGAAUCGAUCCAAGAGUUUCGAACAAUGAUCCAAGAGCAAGAGGCACUGUCCCCGCCAUCCCCAUCACCAUCUCCAUCCGACACAAAUUCUGUAUCGUCAGGUGACGAAGGUGACUCUUCCAUACAAGAUCACAAUCACCCGUCUGCCAUGCAAAUGCAACAUCAAUAUAAACAACAACAACAUGUACUCCAGCAGCAGCAACAACAGCAGACGACUCAGCAACAACGUAUGCGUGCCGCUCCACCUCCACCACCAAAUCGAAAAACAGUCAAAGUACCAUCGCGGCCACAGAUCUGAUAUUGCAAUUUUAGUUGCAUUUACUCAAAAGUGCAAUUGUUAUUUAAAUCGUCGUCAUCUCUUUUGGCUGUUGAACC